Protopterus annectens (West African lungfish) is the source of this 590-nucleotide messenger RNA. RefSeq names its product telomere repeat binding bouquet formation protein 2 (gene TERB2). Bases 1 to 465 code for a protein of 154 amino acids. Lineage: Eukaryota; Metazoa; Chordata; Ceratodontiformes; Protopteridae. The record is from RefSeq and is a predicted model, not a curated record. Gene Ontology annotation, cellular component: nuclear inner membrane. The transcript is spliced from 4 exons. Gene Ontology annotation, biological process: meiotic attachment of telomere to nuclear envelope; homologous chromosome pairing at meiosis.
AUGUACUUCGGAAAAAAAUCUGAGUUAAUUUAUUUUUUCACAAAUGCAGAAAUUAGAGCAGAAAUUGGAAAUUUCAUUUGGGAACAAGACACUACCAGCUGUGUGCUUGAAAAGGUUCAGCAUAAAGUAUCGACAGGGGUGAAAUGUAAGUCAAAUAAAAUGUCUUCCAAAUUGGAAAGGAAGCAACCAAAUGGACAAAAAGAUGGUUCUGAUAGUAAUAGUAGGAAUCAGAAACCACGGAAGAAAUUAGGUUCAGCAGAGAAACAGUCUUUUUAUCCUCUUCAGCACUAUCCAGUGAACAACAUGGUUUCAGGCUAUUCCUUUGUUGGAGGACUACAGAAGUAUUCAGGAGAAUUGCGUGACUUUAUUCCUGGCUGCUUUGGAUAUGAGGCUUAUCAUAUUCAAAGUGAAUUGAACAUCUCAUCUGGCAAAACUGGAGUUAAAAGAAAAGCAACCGAGAACUAGCUUAGCAUUAAUAUGUUAAGGGUCUUGUAAUGUUCUAGGUUGUUAUAUAAUACUAUUGCUAUUUUGAUGCAAAACUGAAAACUGACUGCAUCUGACAACUGUAAUAAACCUUAAGUUCAGAAGUG